Molecule: messenger RNA, 1868 nt
Organism: Hippocampus comes (tiger tail seahorse)
Lineage: Eukaryota; Metazoa; Chordata; Actinopteri; Syngnathiformes; Syngnathidae
Gene: hbp1
Product: HMG-box transcription factor 1
Exons: 12
Coding region: 164-1507 (447 amino acids)
Biological process (GO): regulation of transcription by RNA polymerase II
Cellular component (GO): nucleus
Molecular function (GO): RNA binding; protein binding; RNA polymerase II cis-regulatory region sequence-specific DNA binding
Source: RefSeq, a predicted model, not a curated record
CCAAUGGCGCGUGUUAGUUGGAGAACCUCCUCCGAGUCCUCGAGUGAAUACCACAGAGAGUUGCCUAAUGGCGACGCGUCUGGUGAUGUGAUGACGGAAUCCCAGCGAGUUGACGCCCACUCCGCCGGUUGAAGAGCAAGCGAGACCCGAUCGAUGCGCCAGGAUGGACGAGAUGUACGACCCGCUCAAGUGUAACGAAGAUUUGCCGUCCUCGCCCGGCUGCCACAUGGACUUCGACGACAUGCCGGAGCUGCAGGCGGUGGAAGAGGACCGCAGGUCGCCCGGCGUGUUCCGGCUGGGCGCCGGAGUGUCGCACCAGGAGCCCGGCGGCGGCGGCGGCGGCGGCUGGCUGGCCGAGCUGGCCAACAUCGCCACCAGCCCUCAGAGCCCGCUGCUCAAAGACGCCCCCUACAAAAGAUCGUCUCCGGUGCACAUCUUUGGCAACAGCAACAGUCUCCAUUCCUACGCCCGCCCUCCUCUGGCCAGCAGCGCGCCCACCCCCUCCAGAGGUCACCUGAGGGAGCGCAGGCGCGUCAGGGCCAGCAGCGAGUCCGAGUCGGGCGUCUUCUCCAUGUCGUCGUCCUUCUCCGAUGACGAAGACAUGGCCUGGUCCCACUCGUGGCCGUCCACCGCCUGGCACUGCUUCCUCAAAGGAACCCGCCUCCGCUUCCAUCGCGGUCCAAACGUGGAGUGGCAGGAGGCCGACGAACUCGGCGAUUCCGACGAGGAUUGGGACGACGAGAGCCUGACGCCGUCCUCCUCCUCGCUUCAGAGAUUCGGCUCGGAGGGCUUGAAGCUGAUCAGCCACGAAGAGACGCUGUCUUACGGCCAGGCCGUACUCCAACUCACCUUUGACCCCGGCUCCCCCGAAGACGGCCUUCUCAGCGCCGAAUGCCGACUGGACCAUCCCUUUUUCGUGCGGGGUAAAGGGUGGGCCUCCUUUUAUCCGAGCCUCACCGUGGUGCAUCACGGGAUUCCUUGCUACGAGAUGCAGCUGGGGGACACCUGCCUGCCGCCCAACCACCCCGAUGCCAUUAAGUGUGACGACUCGGUGGUUUUUGAUACCUUCAGAAGUUACGACUUCACCCCGCUGGACUCGUCGGCGGUGUACGUCCUGAGCAGCAUGGCGCGCCAGCGCCGCACCUCCCUGUCCGCCGCCGCCAGUCCGGACCGCGACAAGGCGGCGGAGCGCUCGGCCUCCCCCCAGUCGGCGGGCGGCCGGUCGGCCCGGGGCCAGGCCUCGGCCGCCGCGCCCGCCAAAUGCAAGCGGCCCAUGAACGCCUUCAUGCUCUUUGCCAAGAAGUACCGAGUGGAGUACACGCAGAUGUACCCGGGGAAGGACAACCGAGCCAUUAGCGUCAUCCUGGGCGACAAGUGGAAGAAGAUGAAGAGCGAGGAGCGGCGCUCGUACACCAUGGAGGCCAAGGCUCUGGCCGAGGAGCAGAAGCGCCUCAAUCCCGACUGCUGGAAGCGCAAGAGGACCAACUCGGGUUCCCAGCAGACUUGAGAAGACUCCCCCAAGGAAGACGCGCCGCUCGACGCCCGGCACGUCGUCUCGACGGCGAGGGCGCCGUCUCCGCCCGCCGCGCCUUUCGCGCGGAAAGCCGAAACCGGGGCCCACGUCGGAAAGUAGUCACUAACCAAGUGCGUAUAUUUUCUUACUCUGUCGCUAAUGCAAAAGGACCUCGUAUGCCUCUUCGGGUAGGAAUCCACCUCCUGCUUUUUGUUUUUCUUCUUCUUCUUUGCUCCGGAUAUUAGCCCGCGGUGCUAUGCGUGCUUCGGACGCGGCCAUUUGUCGUCGUGUCAAAGGGGAUCGUACGGCCACCUUUCUCACUUGGCUCCGCGUGCCGCUUGUCAGCAGAUGGCGC